CUUUAUACAUUUUUGUUACAGAAUCAGAAAAUAGUAGCAGAGAUGUCGGUUAAUCGGAUAUGCGGGCUACACCUGGGUUCCGUAGGCGUUAUAGCCGCACUGUUGUACCUCAUUGACAUAUCUACAGCAUCGUUAGAUGGUUACAUAGCAGGGCAGGACUACCCUGCCUACGAGGAGGUUCCACAGGGCCUAACCUUUACGUGUGACGACAAAAUACCCGGAUACUAUGCUGACCCAGAGACCAGCUGUCAGGUAUGGCACUGGUGUGUACCCAGCAUCGGUGGCAAUAUCCAAUACUCCUUCAUCUGCGCUCCGGGGACUGUCUUCAACCAGAGGACGCGAGUUUGCGACUGGUUCUUCGCGGUGGAUUGCCCGAAUUCUCCAGCGUACUACGCCAUAAAUGAAGAUCUGUACAAAGACGAAGCUGGGAACUACAUUGCUGGGAAAAAGAAGAGAGGAACAAGUAACACGGUGUAUGACAGACGAUUUUCGACCAGACAAAAAAGACACGAAGGUAGAAGGCGAACAAACAGACAAACAACUACGACACAACAAUCGACUGAUGACCACUAACCACUUAUAUUGAAGUUAAGGACAUUUUUGUAUACUCUGUCCACGGGAAGAAGUUAGUAUAGGGCUAUCUCUGUUGUAUAAUUCCAUACAAAUGACAGAGAAGAAAAUCUCAGUGGGCGUUAACCAUUGAGAGUCACCAACCAAUCACAAACAUGUUUUCAAAAAAACAUUCGAAAUUCAAUUCGAAAAUAUAUUUUCGUUUGAGAUAAGUUGGUGUCUCAUAAUGGUUAACGCUCACUGAGUUUUUCAUCUCUGUCAUUUGUAUGGGAUUACAUAACAGAGAGAGUCCUAUACUAACUUCUUUCCGUGGAUAGAGUAAAGGUAAAUAUGAGUAAUUGUCAAGUCUCAGUGUUCGUUCUAUUUUCAUACAAUACCUAAUUAUAAUAUUAUAUAUUUUAGGCUAGAUAUUAUUAUAUCUUGCUUGAUAAUUAUCUACUAAUUAAUCUCCUUAUUCUGUCAACAAAUACUUACUGUAUCUAAUAUUAAUUAAAACAUUUAUUUUUAAAAUGUCAGUUACCAUCUUUUCUGUAUGUUUCGUGUUAAGUCAAUAAUUUGUAAAUAAUUAGGAACAAAACCUUUUUAUUUUUAUAAUAAAAUGCUGCGUAAUUAA
This is a messenger RNA of Maniola jurtina (meadow brown), 1183 nucleotides long. RefSeq lists its product as uncharacterized. NCBI's taxonomy places the organism in Eukaryota, Metazoa, Arthropoda, Insecta, Lepidoptera, Nymphalidae. Gene Ontology annotation, cellular component: extracellular region. The record is from RefSeq and is a predicted model, not a curated record. The coding region runs from base 43 to 573 and encodes 176 amino acids. The transcript has 5 exons. Gene Ontology annotation, molecular function: chitin binding.